Molecule: messenger RNA, 589 nt
Organism: Sodiomyces alkalinus F11
Lineage: Eukaryota; Fungi; Ascomycota; Sordariomycetes; Glomerellales; Plectosphaerellaceae
Exons: 1
Coding region: 94-405 (103 amino acids)
Source: RefSeq, a predicted model, not a curated record
GAGGCCGAUUUCUUCAGGAUGGGAAGAUUCUCAUCAAGUUCUUUCACAGCCUUCUGUCUUUUGUCUUAAUCAGGUAUCGAUGGAGAAACUUGGAUGGCUUCCAUGUUCCAUGUCGCGGCAGCGGGUGUUGUUCGUUUCUUGUUUGAUUCGAGUCAUGGCACGCAAUCAGCUGUCUUCUCUGAUCACCGCUAUUCUCCCUCUUACUAUAUAUAUAUAUAUAUACGAUCUUAUUCUUUGUUUUACCUCAAUCUUUAUAGUUAUUAUGACGAAAAAAAGCUUGGUAUAUUGGUAUCUUGCCCUCGCCUGACUACGAUGUCCGCUGCGCUCAAUCAAACACAACACGCUCCAACUCUCAUCGUUGUUCAUCCGUCUCCUGCCCCCCCCCCUCAUCAAUGGUAUAUAUAGACGCCCCAUUCUCUUAUCACCAUAGGUUGCAUUGAUUUUUUUUUUCAACGUUAAAAAAACGAGAGCUUAAAUUUAAUUAAGCCCUCUCUUCCUCAGUCGCCGUAGCGGUGGCGCCUGCCCCCUUCUCAUUAGCCAGCUCAGCGGCGCGAGUGUGCAGGUGACUAGUCUUGCUCCCGGUCCUCCA